Molecule: messenger RNA, 2196 nt
Organism: Coturnix japonica (Japanese quail)
Lineage: Eukaryota; Metazoa; Chordata; Aves; Galliformes; Phasianidae
Source: RefSeq, a predicted model, not a curated record
GUCGGAUCUCCUUCCUUCCCUCCCUCCCUCCCUCCCCCGUGGGCGGGUGCAGCGCCGUGUGUCCCUCGGUCCCUCCCCGCCGCGUCACGCCCGGCCCAGCCCCGCUCCGCGCUGUACGGACGCGCCCUGCGCUGGGGUUACCAGCUGUUGGUGGGACCUGAACAAGAGACUGACCGAAACCUCGAGUGAUGGCAACAAUCAAGGGGAUCUCGAGCUUCAGCGCUGAGCAAGAAGCACCACUCAGGAAGGCCAUGAAGGGCUCUGCUAAGUUGAUCUCCCUCCACAGAGAACUGGCUGUGCAGGGGACUGGAGGCGGCACAAGACCAGAGGGCACUUCUGAUUCUUGUGCAAGCAGCCUGACUGGCUUCCAUUUGUUUCUUGCAGGCACGGAUGAAGAGAUCAUCAUUGACAUCUUGACCAAACUAAAUGCUUCCCAACGUCAGCAAGUUCCGAUCACCUAAAAGAGCACUAUUGGCAGGGAUUUGAUUGGUGACUUGACGUUGCUGAGUGGGAAUUUUGAGAGGGGCUCAGGAACAGAAGAAGGCUGCCUGAUGGAAAUUCUGGCUUCUUGCAACAGUGAAGAGAUUCAUCGCAUUAAUGAGAUCUCCAAGCUCCAGUAUGGCUGCUCCGUCGAGGAUGACGUCGUAUCCAGCACAUCUUCCAUGUUUCCAAGGGUCCUCGUGUCCCUUGCAACAGGUAACAGAGAUGAGGGAAUGUAUGUGGAUGAUGCCCUUGCUCAGCAGGAUGCUGUGUGCCUGUACGAAGCGGGGGAGAGGAAGUGGGGAAUAGAUGAGGUACAAUUUAUGUCCGUCCUCUGUACAUGGAACAGGCAUCACCUGCUCAGAGUUUUGGAUGUGUACAGAGGCAUUUCUAUCAAGGACAUAACAGACAGCAUUAAAUCUGGGAGGUCUGGAGACCUGGAAGAUGCUUUGCUGGUUACGGUAAAGUGCAUGCGAAACAAGCCUGCGUACUUUGCCGAAAGACUGUAUAAAUCCAUGAAGGGCCUGGGAACAGACGACAACACUCUGAUCAGAGUGAUGGUGUCCCGCUCCGAAAUAGAUAUGCUGGAUAUCAGAAGAGAAUUCCUGACCAUGUAUGGGAAGUCACUUCACUCCUUCAUUAAGGGAGAUUGUUCAGGAGACUACAGGAAAGUUCUGCUGAAGCUUUGUGGCGGCGAGGAUUGAAGGGUUCCUGGUGUAUGUCCCAUGUUACAGGGAGGAGGGAAUCAUAAGGAUUUCUCUUAAUUUCUGGGGGCUUUUCUCUCAUUAAUUGCUGAGUAGUGACGUUGAUUAAUGCUCUGGUUGGGUGAUGGCAGUUGCAUUUUAACCUUAACUUUUGUAUUUUUGCUUGCAUUGCCACUUUGUAUCUACCUGAGCUAGGAAAGCCUUAUUUAAACAGAAUGCUUUAACCAAAUCUAUGCAAGCUUUGUUACCUCCUUGCAAGCUGCCCCUCUGCGCUUGCAGUAAAUCCUGCCAAAUGAAGCAAAUUUGGGUUCAGAAUGUAGGAAUCUGCAGAGGGAAGAAUGAAUUCUGUCAUUAUAUGGAGAGAAUGCAGCCUGCCUCCAGCUUCUGGAGGAUGAUUAACCCCCUCCAAAACAAAACUCAUCUGAAAUACAAUCAAAUUAGAUGCCAUAGUGCUCUUCUCCAACCUAAAUGAUUGUAGGGUCGCCAAAUCCAAUGCCAACCCAUUCCCACUAAUCACAUCCCAAGGAUGGUCCUUGUGGAGCUCCAGCUUGUCAGUGUGGAGCACAAAGCUCCGUGCUGCACUUUGUUGCCUGUAGGUCUGGAUGUGGGGAAGCUGCCCCGGUGGCUGCAGAGGGGACUUUAGCUGCACUCCGCCUGGUUGCAGGUCGGCCUCGUAGCCUUGGUCUGUCUGCCUUGUCUGGGGGUGUAAACCACAAGGUUUGUGGCAGCCCUUUGCUCUCGGUUAAUUGCUGUCAUUGGGAUGGUACCUAUGAAGGAAUGACCUGUCCUUGAAGUAUGUCUCAUCAGCACUGUCUGAUGCCUCACACUGAGCUGCCUUGUUCUGGGCUCACGUACCAAAAGUGCCAGCGCUGUCUGCUGGGACUCCUGCAUAACACUGCCAAUAGGAACUCUGCUUCUGGGGCCUUUGUGUGAUGUGAAAUUCCCUACCAACCUCUGAAAUAAAUGCUUUCCCCUAAGCUUAGCUCCUGUCUGCUAAGCUGUGGACACUACA